GCAGCAGAUUUUGCAGUAUCGCAGGCAGCAGAUGUAGGUGCUGCAUGAAAUGACUUUCAUUUCCAAAUUUUAAACCAAAAUUUAUAACUUUCCCUGAUCUAAAUUACUAUAAAAAAAAUCAGUUGUUGAAAAUGAAUUUUACCUUUGCUUUCCUUGUUAAGUUUUUGCAUUUUUAUUAUUUAAAAAGGGGGAAUAAAUAGCAAUUUAUGUUUAAAGAAAUAAGCUCCAACUUUCUAUUUGAUGAAUUUCCCCUAAAAAGAAUAGCUCUCCUACAUAAACUUGACAUAAUUUUUUCAUUUUAUUGAUAAAGAUAGUUGUGUAGUUAUCAUCUGUAAAAGAUACUGUAAUUAUUGCUACAAUUUCACUGGAAGACAAAGCACAACAAUCAUAUUAGAUAGCACAAUGAUUUACCAGGAACAACGAACAUUUGUUAACCAAUCACCAUUUUAAAGGGAAUUAACACCAUUUUAAUAGAGCAAUUUUGAUUAUUUUGACUUCAUGAUAUGGCUUAGGCUAGAUAACACCAUGUUGCUUGAAUUGUCUAACUUCAUUCAAACUUCUGAUCCCCAAUGUCUUCAUUCUAUUUCCACCUAUUUUUCUUAUCCAUUCUCACAGUAAUUUUCAGCACAUCUUAUUUAUAUAAUUCCAUAUCCAUACUUCCAUAUUCUCAUCUCAAACUCUCUCUUUAGAUACACGCAACUGUACAAUCAUAAAUUAUAUGUCUUAAUCUUACACUUUUUAUUUACAUUUGCAUAUUUGUCUAUGAGCCCAUCAAUAAUAUGUCAAAGCUAACAUGCUAAUAUAUUUUUCUAUUUUUUGAGGUAUACUGUGAAAUUAGAUACAGAAUAGAGGACCCCAUAGUCCAUGAACUUCUUGGAAUUUUAUCAAAACCUCAUAUGCAGGUUUGUUGGAUAACGUCUAGAUAAAAGAAAAUAAUAAAUAUAUUUCCUGGACUAAAUAUAAAAUGCUUUCAUAAAAAGAACUGUAGUAAAGUUUGGUAGAAAAAUGAAAGAGUGCAGGCUUAGGAAAAAAUUGAAAAAAAAAUUAAUUUCAUGAGCAUCUAGCAAACAUGAUAUUUCUAGGGAAUCCCCUGUCGGCAUAUAAGAUGCCUGAGAUAUUUUAGAACUGCAUUUAUAGAUUUCAUAACAGUUCUUUGUUGUACACAGGCUCUUUUAUUCAGCCAUGACAAAAUAGCAUGUGAGGAUUAUGAACCAAGAAUAGACCCAGUGCCUUCAGGGGCUGGAGCAGAUGAGACAAUCAUCAAAAUUGUUAGACUGAUAAAAAACAACGAACCACUGGUAUGUUCUUUAUAAUGUCUCCUUUUUUUCCUUUGCAUGUAGAUAAAAUAGAUAAGGAAUGCUUAGAAUUUGCAUAACAUCAACCUCUCUGACUAGAAAAUGUCAAAUAUGUUAAAAUGUUUAAUUGACAGGGUGCUACUAUAUACCUGAAUGAACGCACAGGAUGUGUUGAGAUUGCUAGAAUAUUGCAUGGUGGGGCAGCCCACAGGAGUGGUGAGUACAUACUUUUGACUAACAAAUAUUGGGGACCCACCUUAAUGUAUAGGAUUACAGUCUGUUGGAUUAGGAGGGGGAGAUUAUUCUAAAAAUUCCCCCCAAAAAAUCCGUAUAGAGCAGCAUUUCCCAACAUGGGGUUGUGGCAACCACAAGGGGUGUGAGGUGGACUUUCAAGGGAUGUAGUGAAAAGGGAUUUAAGAACGGGUAGACAUUAGCAUUUGAACAUAUUUAUCCAUUAACAUAUUCCUGCAUGUAAUAAGCGUACAUGGCAAUCCUGUGAGAUCAAAAACUUUACAAAAAAGUCCCCAAAAAACUGUACAACAGCAUGAAAAACUAGAAAAAAAAAAAAUUGUUCAUCUGUUUAGAUCAGUGUUUUGAAUGCAUGAAUAAAAAAUGAAUAAUCUCCCCUACCCCUUUUAAGAUGUUUACAUUAUUCAUAAAAGAAUCAAUCGCAUCUUUUAAAUGAAAAUAGCUCAUUUUAAGUCUGAUUUUCAAAAAAUUUGACGCUGGUCAAUUUGAUACAAAAUUUUGUUAAAAAUGGACUCGUAUGAUGAAUUUGAUUAGCAAAUUAGUAAUAAUACAGAUACCUGUAUUAAAAUUAACAAAGUAAAAUAAAUAAUGCUAUUGAGUUCAAGCUACCAUCAACUUAUAACCUCAUUUUUCACCAUACGGGAGGAAAAUGUGGAUAGAAGUUUAUUGUUUUUUUGUUAACUCUAUGCGCUAGGUGGAUAUAAAAUGUUAAUUAGAAGUUUAAAUAAAAAAUAGUAUAAUAUAAGAUUGCCAACAAUUCUCACUGCUUUGGCUGUGAACAACGUAUACUGAUACAAUACUUUUAGUUUUAGAAAGCGUUAACAAGUUAAAUUAAUUCAUGUGGUAGGAAACCAGGAAUAAUGACCAUUGCUAGGCAUUGUUUGUAAUAUUAAAUUUAUUUAGUAGAAAUUAAAAGAACACUUGCUAACACAGUUCUUGUUAAGAAUUAUACAAACCGAUUCGCAAGUAUGGUUUACUACUCAAAAAAAGUAGUUACUGCCAUACUACGCUAAGAGAAUGAUACCUUCCGAACCCCACUCAGUUUCUAAAGUUAGAUGGUCUACAAAUUCUCCACUUGGUCUUUUUGAAUGGACCAAUAGGACUUGAGUUUCUAAAGUUAGAUGGUCUACAAAUUCUCCACUUGGUCUUUUUGAAUGGACCAAUAGGACUUGAGUUUCUAAAGUUAGAUGGUCUACAAAUUCUCCACUUGGUCUUUUUGAAUGGACCAAUAGGACUUGAGUUUCUUGUUGUCUGACAUUGAAUUUAUUGCACCACCAGUUUUGAUGGUGUCUGUCUUUUGGACAAAUAUUUAUUCUCUAAAUCCAGUGAAACAUCGUACGACUUGACAAACAUAUAAAAACCAUACCAAGUGCAGGUAAACCAUAGAGAUUGGCUUAUGUUAACAAGCUGCAAGUUUAUUUUCUAAGUGAUACAUUUCUCUACUCAAUUAAAUAAAUAAAUGAGAAAUCAAUUAUUUAAUUUUUUUUUAAUGUAUUGUUAAUUUUGUUGGGAGUUUAAGACUAGUCAAAUUAUUCAAAGUUGGUGUGGUUGACAGAAAAUUUUGUGAAAUAAUUAUUUGGACUGACCAAAAAAAUUUUGUUAAGAAGAGAGCAUGUCCAAGAUCUUUUUGGACAGAGUUUACAUGAGAAGCUGAGAGCUCAUGUUAGCCAGUUUUGUUAGAGUGCAUCUAGAUGUUCCGUUUUUUUUACUAGCUUAAUCCCCUAAAAGAAACAGGUGAAAACAAUUUUUGUUUGACUGGUUUUAAAUGUGGGACUGUUAAAAAAUGUUUCAAAUGCCAUAAUUUUAAAAAAAUUUAAUAUCCAGCAGUGACUUUUGGUACUUCUGUUCUGAUGGAACCAAGUUCUAGCCAAUAGAAUACUCAAAUGUCAUUUUAUUUAGCAUAACAAUAUGGUUUACAAUACCUGCUUGAGUAGUAUUUAUUAGCAUACAUUUAUUUUACAAAAAGAUUUUUGUUAAGAGGGCACAAUUACUAUUACCCCCACAACUAUUAUGUUCUGCUUCAGGAGGUGAAGAUAGCCCAUUAACUGUUACGAAGCUAAGGACUCUACUAUAAGAAUGGUAUUUCAAUCUUUUUAAUGUGACUGUUGAAAAUAAGUUCCUUAAUUUUCUAGAUUGCACUCCAACUGUUGAGUCUUUAAAAUAAUUUAACAUGAAAAUGUGGUCAAAAUUAUUUUUUUAAAAUUUGGACAUAAGCUUUGUUUUUACUCUGAGGAAUGUCUGCACACAUAAGUAAACUGUUUUUGAUAUGCAGGUUAAACAAAAAUAAAUUUGGAAUAAAUCAACUUUUAACAUGAAGUUAAUUUAUUUCAUUUUUUUUUUAUUUAUCUAACCUACAUUACUUAAGAGAAUUUUAAAUAGGUAUUCAUUAAUUAAAUAUUUCAGUUUCUGCUGAAGUUCUCCAUUUGAUUGUUUUGUUAUAUUUAGGGGGAAAAAAAUCAAUAAAAAUUUUUUUCUGGUGAUUAUCUAAAGCUUUAUCAUUUCAAUGUGCAUGUUAUGUACUAAGAAUUUUAGGCUUUAGGGUAAAUAUUUAUUCUGUCAAUUUCAUAAUAAUCUCUCAACCACCAGUAAUAUUCUUUGAUGAAAGACUUAAGAAAUAAGACAAUUACGGAAACAUUUAUUUAUUGCUUGCUGUCUAACACAGCGGUUCUCAAACUGUGGGUCACGACCCCUUUGGGGUCGAAAGAUUCUUUCACAGGGGUCGCCUAUGACCAUCGGAAAACAAAUAUCCUCUACAGUUAUGAUUGCUGCAAUGAACAUAAUUUUGUGUUUGGGGGAUCGCCACAACAUGAGAAGCUAUAUUAAAGGGUCGCGGCUCUAGGAAGGUUGAGAAUCACUGGAGUCAACCUGAUUAAAUGUAUUUAGUUAUAAAAACUUAGACACCCUGCCUUUUUGGUGAUAACUCUCCUUCAUUCUUAUAACUGUCAAAGCUUUUGACGGUAAAAAAAAGUUUCAAAAACCUUUUCCGAUUUUCUUUUCUUUUUUCACCUGUCAAGGGAUAUUUUUGGAACGUAGAAUGAAUAAAAUAAGUUAUCAAUACUAAAAAUUUUUUGGCUUAAAAUUAAUGUAGAUUAAAAAAAAAAGCAACUGAAACAUUCAGCAUUUUUGUAUGUAAGAAAAAUUGAUAAUUGAAAUAAUUUUGUAAACCUAUUUGCUUUCCUUUUUUUCUUUUUUUUUUCUUUUUUUGUUUUCUUUUUUUUUAAAAUUAUAAUUUUGUGUCCUGUAACUUUUUAGAUCAUUCAGACUUUAGUUAACCAAUCAAAAGUGUUUGUUGUUAUGCAAAUGGUAUUUAAGGUAUGUAUCGAAAUAGAUGGGAUAAAACUGAAUGGCAGUAGCUAUAACAUUGUGUUACUUGCCCCUCCUAAGAUUAUGCCUUGUUGUGUGACAAAAGAAAUGUGUAUCAAAAUUCAGGAAGAUGGAAGUAUCAAAGUCUUGUGCUAGGGAGUGAAAUCUCAAUUUAUAACCCUUAUUUUUGUCCUUUCCUGCUAAAAGCAUUUGAGCAUUCUCUUUUGUUGCAAAUUAUUCAUACACUUUCAGUGCACAUACGCUGACAUGUACAAGGGGCCAGAAUUCAGACUUAGGCUAUUCUAUCUGUUAGCAAUGAAGAAAGUAGUAAGAUGUGGGGAUUUUGCUUAUGUAUGAGGCUGAGGAACAGAUGUCUGCUUAUGCAAACUUUAUGAAAUUUAUAGAAACUAAACAGAUUGCUAAUCAAAUAAAUCUCACAACUCUACUUCAGCAAGCUAUAUUAUGCUGUGAUAUAAAAAUAUCACUAUAAUUUGAUCACGUUUUAACGAAAACAAUUAAUUACAAUGGAUAACCUGCUUAUUCCUUCAUAUUUGCGAGUAAUCAGAUGAUCCCAUUUAAGAUCUGCCUUUUUUCCGUCAAGAAAUUUAUUCAAUAAAAUAUUUAUCCUAGUUUACAGGCUGGGAGACAUAUUUUCAUGUUAGUUUCUUUGGAUCAGAUGAGUUUUGUGUGAGAGACCCUUAACUCAGUUACAGGCAUUGACUCUUAACUUUAGUUCUGAAUCACUUCCCUUAGUUUACCUACAACCGAAGGAAAAAAAAAAUACUUUCCUAACAUCUUAUUGAAAACUUUAUAACAGUUCUUAAAUUUUUUAUUGCAUUUAGUUUUCUUUUCUGUUAAUUCCCAUCUAAACUUAGGGGAUAAUAGGUUGUAUGUUUAAGAAAAAUUAAAUGAAAAUUCAAAAUUUCAUUGUAAAUUUAAAUGGACAGAACCCUGUUGCUUUCUUUUUGCAUGUACUUGAUUGGCCGUACUGUUGGCAGUUGGAGCAAUGUAAAACUGUUGGAACGUUGGCCAGAUUGGUCGGGGUUUCCUGUAAUUGUGAGUACACCUACUCCCUUGCCAUUUCUUGCAUUGGUCCAUUUUCUUUCCAUGCCGGCCAUCACAUAAGUUUUUAAUAUCACUCUCAGUCAUUUCUUGCCUGAAUCCCUAUUCUAAAAGUGUAGCACCGUUUCUCGAAGGCACAUUGUUUUUACAUCUUCAUGCCAUGAACACUUCUUCUUGGUUUCUCCUGCCAGUCUGGUGCAUGUGUCUGUGUCAGCCUCAUUUUUUUUCUCUCCUAAGAUCACAAGUAUUAAGGACACAUGAACCAUAAUUAUUUAGAGAAAUCAUUUGAAACACCACCCUUCCCCUUUCCCCUUUUAUUAAAGUCUUGAAGUAGUUUGGGCACUUUAAUUCAAGCAUUAUAUAUUUGUUUCUAUUUCUUUUUCACUUAGUCAUUUUAGUAUUUCCUGUACUUAAUACUUUUUAUUGUGAAUGAUUGGGUUUAUUUUUUUUAUUUUGACUGAUUGGGUUUAGUUUUUUUAUUGUGACUGAUUGAGUUUAGUUUUUUUACUGUGACUGAUUGAGUUUAGUUUUCUAUUGCGACUGAUUGGGUUUACACUUUUUAUUGUGACUAAUUGAGUUUAGUUUUUAUUAGCUUUAGGAAAACAGGAGUUUUGAACCGUACACUGAUUUAAUAAUGCAACAAUGAAGCUUUCAAAACAUUAAGUGUCUGCAAGAUUUGCUGACAGUGUUGACGGCAAACAGGACAUCAUACCAUCUGAACAUAGCAAGAAAUUUUUUUUAAAAUCCCCAUCGUGUAGUUUGCAAGACAAGCAGCUUUACUAUUGACAUUUGGUUCUUCGCACAAUGGAAUUUUAAGGCUGGUAUGAGGAAAAGGACAGACUGAUCAUUUUAAUAUUGUGUGCAUCCGAACAUUGUGUAGACUUAAAAUUACAAACUAUGAAUAGGCAGAGCCUGGCUAUGUUAAUAAUAAAAUAUUAAAAGGGAUAUGCGCAGGGUCGCUGCAAGCACGGUCCUUGUGCUGUUGUCCAAUUGGCCACGUUCUAGCGCUGGCCAUGGAUCUUGAUAUCCUAUAUCCAUCACUGCAGCUGCAAUAUUUCUAGGUAUCAACUUUUUGCAUUUUGGUUCUUUUGUCCGCAAAAAAAUCUGAAAUAAGAUAUUUUUUACUUCUUUUAUUGCUGUCACUAACCAUUAUAAUUGUUUCAGAAAGGGUUCUUAAUUAUAUAGUGACAUUUCUAUGCCAGUUGCUCACAACUUGAAAAAAAAAAAAUUUUGGCCAUCCAUUCAUUUGUUGUCAUUACUAACAUCAAAAUGAACACUUAAGCCUCUUCUUCUGUAAACAGUUGUCUUGUCCAUACCAUAUCAUUUUCAAAAAGAACCGUUUGUAAAAAAAAAAAAAAAAAAAUUUAAGGAAUUCAAACACAAAAAAAUAAUAACAUCAAACAGGAGGAAAUGAUUUAUAACUAUGAAUGGUAUAUUUUCUAUGGUCAAUUCUGCUUGUAGGGGAAAUUCACUGCUAUUGCCAGUAUUCAUGACAAAUUUUUUAAAGAUUUUGAUGACGGUACAACUAUGUUUGAUGCACUUAACUAAAUUUAACCCCCCCCCCCUUCCCUUCGUUCUACAUUUUAUAAUUAAAAAAAACAAAAAAACAAGAAAAAACAAAAUCAUUGAGGUAAACAAUUACUUUGCAAACCUUUUUCGAAAAUAUUAUAUUGACCCCCAAAAUCUUAUAUUUACAUCCUCUGGGUACUUGUGCAAUUAAAAUUUAUGUGUAAAUAUAAUAAUAUGUGAUCAACUAGAUCAUUUUUCUUUAAAAAAUGUAUUAACUUCAUUAACCAUGAGUUGUUGGCCUAUGUAUAUUUGCAUUAUAAAAUAUUUUUUUUUUUUAAUAUUCAAAAUUAUUGUUUACUUUCCACCCCACCACAACCCCCCCCCCUCCCAAUUGUCUAGCUAAGCAUUGGGCUUGGGGUUGUCAAACGUAGCCACAAGAAACUUGUAAAAACUGCCAGUUGGAAAGGGGGGGGGGGGGGAAGGGGGUGGAGGUGCCAAACCUAGNAUGAUAAUUAUCGAUCAGUGUUUGAAAAGAUCGCUAGGUCCUAAAAAUGAAUAAUAUUUUCUCAAUUUGUUAAAAUUUGAAUGGAAGGCUAAUUUCUUUUUUUUUUUUUUCUCCUCAAAUUAUAUAAACAAUAGCUUGUAAAUAAUCUUAUCGAGAUCAAACAUGACAUUGAUUUCUAUAACGAGCUUAAAAAAUUUCAAAUAAACUUUCCCAGGAAAGAAAGAGUAAUUUCAUUUUUUAAAUACCUACACAUAAAUGAGAAGUGUUGGCUUAAUGUCAAGAAAUUAGGAUAUUUAAAAAAUUUGAAUUCACUCCUCAAGGACCCCUAAAGUUAUAAUAAAAAAACAGGAGCAAGUAGAAAAAUAAACUGAUUGAUUUUGUACAAAUUCAGAAUUUUAUAUUGUUGUUUGACUAAGUUAUUAAAUUAAUUUUUGAAAAAUAUUUCAGUUGAAAGUUCGUUGCUUGUUUUCUUUUGACCCGGCCACAGAUGAGCACAUCCCAUGUAGAGAAGCAGGAUUAGCAUUUAAGGUAGGCCCAGCUAAUAGCAAAAUGUGGCUCCCUCAUUCUUUGUAGGCCAAGCCAAUAGCAGUGUCACCCUCAUUCUUUGUAGGCUAAGCCAAUAACAGUGGCACCCUCAUUCUUUGUAGGCUAAGCCAAUAGCAGUGGCUCGCUCAUUCUUUGUAGGCUAAGCCAAUAACAGUGGCUCCCUCAUUCUUUGUAGGCUAAGCCAAUAACAGUGUCACCCUCAUUCUUUGUAGGCUAAGCCAAUAACAGUGUCACCUUCAUUCUUUGUAGGCUAAGCCAAUAACAGUGUCACCUUCAUUCUUUGUAGAAAGGGGGGGGGGGGGAAGGGGGUGGAGGUGCCAAACCUAGCUCUUUUUGGAGGUCCACAAAAAAAGUUGUAAAAAGUGUGUGUGUGUGGGGGGGGGGGGAUGUUGCCAAAGAAAUGCUUUCUAAAUCAAUCUUUGAUUGUAAGAUCAUCAUCCUGAGACUAUCGAUCUAGUUUUAAACUUUUCAGAGUAAUAUGCCUAUUUAUUAUGUUCUAUUUAAACCGUAAUUUUGUAUAUUUAAACUUUAGGACUUCUGAGUGCUGGCGAUGAAAUACAUGAAAUCAAUGGAGAACCUGUAAAAGGUCUACACCCUGAUAAGAUAGUCGAGAUGCUAGUAAGUUUAAACGGUAACUGAAAUUUUUUGAAUAUUUGACUGCAAAAUGUCAAGUUUUUAUUAACAGGCUAGUUUCAAGAGGAUUUUUAAAAAAAAUAUUCUGAAUGAUUGUGAAAUAUUUAUCGCACUGACUGCCACUUUAGGCAAAGGCUAAUCUAUUUGCAUAAAUCAAGUUGUACAACAUAUAUCAUCCUUGGGGAGGCAGGCAGGAUAAACAUAUAAAUUGUGCACGCUAAUACAAUGGGAAUUAUUUUUGAAAAAAUGUUGUGCUUUAACUUGCCCAUUAACAAAUAUUAAAUUAUUCUACCUGACCCAUAUCAGACAAAGAUAUGAAGGCGUCUGUGGUUGACUUACAUUAAAAAGUUAACUAGGUUUUGUCGUGUGAUGUGUUUUGUUUUUGGGGUUUAUUUUUUUAAAAAUAAUUAGAAUUUUUAUGACAGCUAAAAAGGCUAUGAUUUUUAUUUUAGUAUAUUUAAAAGAUUUGAAGUUUAAGUUACUUGUAUGUGUGGAAAAUAAGAGUCUUUGUGGAUUAGAGAAAAUAAAUUCAAAAUCUGGCAUUGGAAAUUUAACUCAAGUAUUGUUAGCACAACUUCAGAUUGCAAACUGGCACUUGAGAAUUAAUUAUUAAAAAAAAAAAAAACUAUGGCCAGACAUUUGAUCCCACAGCUCUGAUUAGGAAAUGUCCAGACAACCUUUGUGAGAGCUGAUUGUAUUAUUUAACAUUUUAUUUCAGUAUGAAAAUAAAUACUUAAAGAAUAAAGUAACCUGUAUUCAGGAUGUGGUUUAAAAAGUCUUUAUUUCAUGUAGAAAAAGAAGAAUAUCAUGUUAUGUAAUGCAGACGUGGGUGGGAAAAACGUCAAAAUGUGUGUGAAGUUACCUGUGAUACCUUUUCCCUUAAUUUAGUUUUUCAUUUUAGUUUCACAUGUCAACCUUUCUGUCUUUUUCAGUCUGAGGUAUCUGGCUCUGUGACUUUGAAGCUGGUGCCUUUCAUGAAAACUAAUGUGGGACGAAAAACUAAGGUAGAUGAAGCGGAAUAUUUUAAGUUUAUUUUGUUCCUGUUAAUGUUUAAUUUUAAUCACUACCAGAUAAUAAUUAUAUAUGAUAAUUAUCGAUCAGUGUUUGAAAAGAUCGCUAGGUCCUAAAAAUGAAUAAUAUUUUCUCAAUUUGUUAAAAUUUGAAUGGAAGGCUAAUUUCUUUUUUUUUUUUUUUUCCUCAAAUUAUAUAAACAAUAGCUUGUAAAUAAUCUUAUCGAGAUCAAACAUGACAUUGAUUUCUAUAACGAGCUUAAAAAAUUUCAAAUAAACUUUCCCAGGAAAGAAAGAGUAAUUUCAUUUUUUAAAUACCUACACAUAAAUGAGAAGUGUUGGCUUAAUGUCAAGAAAUUAGGAUAUUUAAAAAAUUUGAAUUCACUCCUCAAGGACCCCUAAAGUUAUAAUAAAAAAACAGGAGCAAGUAGAAAAAUAAACUGAUUGAUUUUGUACAAAUUCAGAAUUUUAUAUUGUUGUUUGACUAAGUUAUUAAAUUAAUUUUUGAAAAAUAUUUCAGUUGAAAGUUCGUUGCUUGUUUUCUUUUGACCCGGCCACAGAUGAGCACAUCCCAUGUAGAGAAGCAGGAUUAGCAUUUAAGGUAGGCCCAGCUAAUAGCAAAAUGUGGCUCCCUCAUUCUUUGUAGGCCAAGCCAAUAGCAGUGUCACCCUCAUUCUUUGUAGGCUAAGCCAAUAACAGUGUCACCUUCAUUCUUUGUAGGCUAAGCCAAUAACAGUGUCACCUUCAUUCUUUGUAGGCUAAGCCAAUAACAGUGUCACCUUCAUUCUUUGUAGGCUAAGCCAAUAACAGUGGCUCGCUCAUUCUUUGUAGGCUAAGCCAAUAACAGUGUCACCCUCAUUCUUUGUAGGCUAAGCCAAUAGCAGUGGCUUGCUCAUUCUUUGUAGGCUAAGCCAAUAACAGUGUCACCCUCAUUCUUUGUAGGCUAAGCCAAUAACAGUGGCUCGCUCAUUCUUUGUAGGCUAAGCCAAUAACAGUGUCACCCUCAUUCUUUGUAGGCUAAGCCAAUAGCAGUGGCUCGCUCAUUCUUUGAUUUUGAGAUUUUAAUUCGACUACUCUUUCACUUUUGUAUUUUACCAUUCUGCAACUAGUAACUUUGAAUACUAGAAGUUUCAAGUAAUUGAAGUGACUAGUGGCCAGAAAUGGUACUCUAGACAGAAGUGUCAUACGUGUGUCUCUGACAACAUUUUUGACAGGUAUACGUUACCUGAUGUCUUACUUGUUAAAGAGCAUUAAAUGAAGUAAUAAGUUAAGUAAUAAGUUACCACAUGGUUAAAUGGCUGUGCUGUCAUAAUUGGGUCAGUCUCAAGCAGGGAUUGGAGUUCAAUCAUCAGGAAAAAUCUAGUCAAGCUAUACAACAUCACCAGCACCCCAGGUAGAUGGUACUUCUUAACCUUGGAUUGCAACUCUUCAAAGAAAGACGGACGGAUCCCAAAAAGAAAAAAAUGUUAUCUAUUACAAUUUACUGAUUUAUUAAUUUGGCUUAAACUAUUUAUUACAAUAAUGUACUAAAUUUGAGGUUAUGAAUUUUUCUUAAGAUUGGAGAUGUGCUAGAGAUAGUUAGUGAUGAGGAUCCAACAUGGUGGCAAGCAAAACAUGUGGGAGACACCAGUGGCGUUGCAAGCACCCUAACUAGUGCACGGCUUGUUCCAAGUAAACAUUAUCAAGAAAGGUAAAGUGCACCUUACUUUUCUUAUAGGUAUAUUAUUUUGGAAAAAUAAAUGUGAAUAAUUUAUACCAGGGAUCCUCAAACUAUGGACAACCGGGCUUAUUCUGCCCAACAGGGUCUUUAAUGCCCACUUGGGUAAUGAGACAAGUAAAAAUAAAUGCAGCAUAUAUUUCAAUUUUAGUCAAACCAACUCUGGUCUCAGAGAGAUAAGCUAUUAACUGGGUAAAAGUGAACAAUAUGGAAUACUGACACCUCAUUAGCCAAAAGCAAAAAAAAAAAAACAUACCUGAAAUAAAAAUAACUAUAGCUUAAAAAAAAAAAGUUCUUAAUUUUAAAAACUAUAUGGUUUAAUGAUAUUGCUUUUUAUACUACAAAAUAAAAUAUAUGCAGUAUGCAUAACAUUUUUUUCAAACUGUUGUCGGGUCCCCAACAUUAUCUUAAUGACAGUGAACCAGCCUGUUGGGGAUUCCUGAUUUAUAUGAAUACAUUUUUUUGGCUUAGGAUGAUUAUUUUUCAAGUCACCAAUGAAAUUAAAGAUAUUUAUAAUAAUACUUCUUUUGUAUUGCUUAGUGUUGAAAUCAUGCGAAGGGUGAAGCUAAGAGAGGCAAGAAAUCCUCCAAGUAGGUACACUGUUGAGAUAUAUCUUCACUUUAGCCACCAUUUAUGUAUUAUUUAGUGCAGUGGGAUAGGCUUCAGAUCUUUGUGACAAGUUUAACAACAUAAGGAACAAACUGGAAAUAAUUUUUUAACCUUUUUUUUCUUUUCUUCAGAAAAAUGUGAUAAUUAGGUUAAAAAUGUGUUAAGAAAUUUAUAAAGGAUAAUAAUUUAACAAAAAAAAUUCCUUUAAAUUAAAAAAUAUUGUUGCACAAAAAAAAUUGUGCAUUAAGUGUCAAAUAAUGAAUUGAUCAUUAAAAAAAUCAUAUUUAUCACAUUGAAUUGCACAGGAUCAAUCAGUCCAUGCCGCUACAGUCCAAAAAUUCCGAAACAAAAGCGUUUGAGAAAGACAAUGUAUCACAUAGUACAGAGUGGCGGUGAGUGUAGAAAAUAUGUCAUAGUUAACAUUAAUCUGAUCACACAUAUAUUUUUUUCAUUGUCAUGCUGUUUAACUAAAAAGUAGGUUUCUUUUAUUUAAUGGACUGCUUUCAAAUUUGAUCAAUGCUGGUCUUUUAUCAUUUUAAAACUGUAAAUGUAAUUUUACUUUCAGUUUUUUCAGAAUUCGACACAGAUGAAAUCCCUACCUAUGAAGAGGUUGAAUUAUACCGUCCCAAGCAUCCAUUAAAAGUAUUCCGACCUAUUAUCUUUAUUGGUAAGUAGAAUUGUUAAAUACAUAUACAUUUGAAUGAUACUUUAAAAAAAUGGGGUGCAAAAAAACUUUUAUAAUGUUGAAUGAAAAAACGUAUCCACUGUAAUAUUUCACCAGUGACUAACUCCAAGCAAAUGCUUUGUAUAGACCAAAAUCAUUUUAAAAAAUUAGAAAUUGUUCAAUGAUUUAUAUAUUAAAAAAAAUAAUCAAUGGUGCAUUAUGCUUAUACGUUUCAUAUUUUCAAAAUCAUAUUCAUAGUGAUUUUUACACAAAAGGUUUUCAGGUUUGCAUUAGAUAUUUUAUUUUAUUUUUAUUUCUAUUCAUUGUGGUCAAUAAAGUAAAAAAAAAAUUCCUCAGACCCCCCCUUAACAUCAAUCCUCCAAAGAUGCAUUAUCUGGAUGAUUGGUACUGAAACAAGAACGGAAUAAUUUUUUGCUGGUUCCAUACAAGUGAGGGAAUUAAACGAUUGUUUUUAAAGGUGUGCUUUAUUUAUGUUGAAUUAAUUUUUUUUCCAUUGACUAAAGGUCCCCCUGGUGUUGGAAGAAAUGAGCUGAAACGUAGACUCAAGGCUAGUAAUCCUAAUCAUUUUGAGGAAGUUGUACCAUGUACGUACCAAAUGUAUAGAUUUAUUAUUUUCUGAUGGUAAAUUACAGGAGUCUGCAACCUUUUAGUUUAAACCGUGCCAAAGUAAGACUUCUAAUUCAUUCAGCCUGCCAAUCAAUAAAUUAUAAGUCAGCCAUUUAAAAUUUAUUAUUGAGUCAUUUAUAAUGGUCCUUGUGCCCGUAAAAAAUUGCUAUGCGUGCCAAGUAUGGUACAUGAGGCACAUGGGCCAUAGGUUCCAGAUCCCUGGCAUGUUAUAUUAUUUUCUCAGUUUCAUUAUAUCUUCUUUUUAAAAAAAACAAUAAUGGAUUAUAAUCUUACUGUGGAACUGUUAUUCCUUUUAAAAAAACUAGAUACAAGUCGGGAAAAACGUCCACAUGAAGAGGAUGGCAAAGAGUACAAAUUUUUGAGCAGAGAAGAAAUGGAACAACAGAUAAUUGCUCAAAAGUAAGAACUGCUAUGAACUUUAUCAUCUAUUAAAAAUUAUUUGGUUAAAAGUUAAAGGAAUUUGAAAACAUUAAAUUGUAGGCCAUUCACUAAUGCAUUUUUUUUCUCUACUGGUCAGUUACUUUGUAUGGGUUACAUGUACAGUCAUAAUCUGUUCAUAGCGUGGUAACCCUAAUUGUACAAUGCUACUUAACUAGUCGAGUAAUACAUGGGGGUUACAUGUACAGUCAUAGUGUGGUAACCCCUAAUUGUACAAUGCUACUUAACUAGUUGAGUAAUACAUGUGGGUUACAAGUACAGUCAUCAUCUGUUCAUAGCGUGGUUACCCCUAAUUGUACAAUGCUACUUAACUAGUUGAGUAAUACAUGUGGGUUACAAGUACAGUCAUAAUCUGUUCAUAGUGUGGUAACCCCUAAUUGUACAAUGCUACUUAACUAGUUGAGAAAUACGUGUGGGUUACAAGCAAUGUUGCCUCUAAGGUUUAUUGGUUCGUGUGCAAAAUCAUAAAGUUGUGUGCAAAUUUUUACAGCAUCAAUUUUUUUGUGCGCAAAAUUUUACAGCCUACAGACACAAACACACACUUAAGUGGAAAUUGGCUGGGCAGUACUCAAAACUGCUGCGCAGGGUCUGUGAGAUUACUGCGGCCGCGCAGCUUAAAGGGAACAUUAGUUACAAGUACAGUCAUCAUCUGUUCAUAGCGUGGUAACCCCUAAUUGUACAAUGCUACUUAACUAGUUGAGUAGUACAUGUGGGUUACAAGUACAGUCAUAAUCUGUUCAUAGCAUGGUAACCCCUAAUUGUACAAUGCUACUUAACUAGUUGAGUAAUACAUGUGGGUUACAAGUACAGUCAUAAUCUGUUCAUAGCAUGGUAACCCCUAAUUGUACAAUGCUACUUAACUAGUUGAGUAAUACAUGUGGGUUACAAGUACUGUUAUAAGCAGCUGCUGGCAGUAAGAGUUUUAGAUAUAAAUUGUGAACAAAUUCAAAGCCAUCACAUUUGUUGAAUGUUAAAUUGAAAAUUGAUCCAAAUUCUUUUUUUUGAGCAGAUUUGUUGAGUAUGGUGAGUACAAGGGGAAUUUGUAUGGCACAAGCCUUGAGUCUAUAAAAAAUGUGAUACAGAAAGGCAAAGUCUGCUUACUCGCUCCUCACACUCAGGUAAGUGACCGAAUAAUUCAUUGGGCGAUUUUCAUAAUUCCAUGUGUUUCAGUCCAGCCAGAUAAUAUCUCAUUGUCUUGUAUUGUUGCUUAAGCAUUUUAUAGAAAUGAAUAGAGAAUGUAAUAAAAAAUUAAGAAACAGAAUAAUUUACUGGGUGACUUUCAUCAUUUAUGUCUUUCAGUCCAUCUAGAUUAAAUCUCAUUGUCAUGUAUUUUGGCAUAAGCAACUUUUAGAAAUGAAAACAGAACGUAAUAAAAAAAAUCUGUUAAUUAUAAAUGUUUUAUUAUUUUUUUAAAAACAACAGGCAUUAAAAUUCAUCCGUACUGCAGAACUUCGGCCUUUUAUCAUUUUCAUCAAAGCACCAAGUCUGGAAAGAAUGAAGUAUACACGUCUAGAGAAACAUGCACGCGCAACUUCAUCAGAAUCUACAUCUCCAAUGUCUGUAAGUUGUACGUCUACAUCU
Lymnaea stagnalis (great pond snail) is the source of this 15769-nucleotide messenger RNA. The record is from the annotation of a GenBank genome assembly. NCBI's taxonomy places the organism in Eukaryota, Metazoa, Mollusca, Gastropoda, Lymnaeidae.